CGAUGAUAUGCCGAAGCACGCGGGCGAUCAGUUCCCCGACCGCGGCCUCUCCCCGUCCAUACAACGGCGGUAUAUAUAUCAGCGGAUUCCAGACCUUUGCCCAUUCAAUCCCUUGCGUUUGGCUAUCUUGUGCACGACCUUUCACCCCGAGCAUUCCCCCAUACCAGUGACCUCCAUCGCCUUAAUUGGUGAGAUUUGACAGUAUAUCGGAUUAGCUGCGAACUUCCAUAGAAUUACAAGCUCGAUAGGACAAAAAUGGCGAAAGAGAAGCAGUUGUCUGCACAGCAGAUCUCUCAACACAAGACGCCCGACGAUUGUUGGAUUGUGGUCGACAAUCAGGUAUGGGAUGUGACGGACUUCUUGGAAGAGCAUCCGGGUGGAUCUUCAAUUAUCCUCAAGUACGCGGGACGUGAUGCCACCAAAGCAUACUCUGAAGUCCAUGCUCCGAGUGUCAUCAAAACACAGCUACAUCCAGAGCGAAAUAUGGGAGUGUUGGAUGAAGCGACAAUCAGCGAUGAUUGGGUGAAGCAGCCGCCCACUGAGAAUCCACCUCUGCUCCUAGAGAAUGAGAAGCCACCCCUACACACCCUGAUAAACUCCCACGACUUCGAAUUGGUAGCAUCGAAAACUGCCAGCAAGAAAACGUGGGCCUUCUAUUCCAGUGCUUCAACGGACCUUAUCACGAGGGAUGCGAACAAACUCUGCUUUGACCGCAUAUGGCUGCGACCGAGGGUCUUAAGGAAUGUACGAUCAGUCGACACGAAGACCAAGCUGCUUGGAAUCGACACCGAACUCCCGCUGUUCGUUAGCCCAGCAGCAAUGGCGAAGCUCAUCCAUCCGGAUGGUGAGUUGGCAAUCGCAAGAGCUUGUGGGAACAAAGGCAUUUUCCAAGGGGUAUCUAAUAAUUCUUCCUAUCCUCUCGACGACCUGCGCAGCGCUGCACCUUCAGUGAACAUGUUCUUUCAGCUCUACGUGAACCGCGAUCGUGCCAAGUCCGCUGCUCUCCUCCGCCAAUGUUCCGCCAACCCCAAUGUCAAAGCUAUAUUUGUAACGGUUGAUGCCGCCUGGCCCGGAAAGCGCGAAGCAGAUGAGCGCGUGAAAGCCGACGAAACGCUAUCAGUCCCGAUGGCACCAUCCAAAGCAAAGAAUGACAAAAAAGGUGGCGGCCUCGGGCGAGUAAUGGCAGGAUUCAUUGAUCCGGGAUUGAUCUGGGAGGAUAUGGUGUGGGUGCGGCAGCAUACACAUUUGCCCGUAUGCCUGAAAGGUGUCAUGUCGGCUGACGAUGCGAUCCUUGCCAUGGAAGCCGGGCUCGAUGGCAUUCUGCUAAGUAACCAUGGCGGACGGAAUCUUGAUACUAGCCCACCUUCUAUUGUCACUCUAUUGGAGCUUCACAAGCGGUGCCCGGAGAUCUUCAAUCGGAUGGAGGUUUACGUCGACAGUGGUAUCCGGCGGGGAACUGACAUUCUUAAGGCAGUGUGCCUGGGCGCAACGGCGGUUGGAAUGGGACGCAGCAUGCUCUUUGCGACUAAUUACGGCCAGGAGGGAGUGGAGCAUUUGAUUGACAUAAUGAGAGACGAGCUAGAGACAGCUAUGCGUAAUGUAGGGAUUACUAGUCUCGACGAAGCUGGUCCCCAUUUAGUCAACACUGGAGACAUAGAUCACCUGGUCCCCACCUCGGCCACCCAUCCGUAUGCGCGGAUGGUAGCUAAAGGCCGACGUCCAAUUGGACCUAGGCUUUGAUAUCGAUGCUAUUUGUAAUGGGUCAUUAUACUUCGAUGAACGCAAGAAUACAAGCAUGCAGACUAGCUGGCCAACAGCAACAAUGGCAGCCUUAAGCCACGGAUAACAAGGCCUUUGAUUAGGUAGCUCUCAUCCGAUAGUCAGACAAUCUCGCCAGUCGAGCAUGCUUGCGUAUCAUCACGAGAUGGAUCAAAUGAUGGCAAUGGUCUAGACGGAGUUGACAUAGAAACAACAAGAGCAAUAUGAUCCACAAUUGUUUCCCUUCGCAUCUCCAUUCAUAAAUGCCAUGUUCUAUCCUGGAAGUGGCACAUUGCUGGGAUGAUCCUCAAUGGAUCAACUGAUUCCGCAUACUGAUUAGAUGCUUAUGUCGCAUGAGCAAUUGCCCGUACUGGUAGUCCGUUCUUCUGUCAGGGUAAUACAUGUUUCUAGGCAGAUGACCGGUUCUUCAUUUCGACCACUACUUGGCAUGUCGGCACUUCAUCAAGUGGCGGAUGAAGUCCAAUCCAUAGCAGGAAUAGACCUAUACCCAGCAAGCACCAUUUAUGAAGCUUUAUGAAUUAUCUUCACUUUCGCAGCGCCACUCCCCACAACUGACUCGAGACGCGAGGAG
Messenger RNA from Aspergillus welwitschiae, 2350 nucleotides. Its product is annotated as FMN-dependent alpha-hydroxy acid dehydrogenase. The record is from RefSeq and is a predicted model, not a curated record. NCBI's taxonomy places the organism in Eukaryota, Fungi, Ascomycota, Eurotiomycetes, Eurotiales, Aspergillaceae. The transcript is spliced from 4 exons. Gene Ontology annotation, molecular function: heme binding; oxidoreductase activity. The coding region runs from base 256 to 1740 and encodes 494 amino acids.